Molecule: messenger RNA, 1211 nt
Organism: Kockovaella imperatae
Lineage: Eukaryota; Fungi; Basidiomycota; Tremellomycetes; Tremellales; Cuniculitremaceae
Exons: 6
Coding region: 328-1047 (239 amino acids)
Source: RefSeq, a predicted model, not a curated record
GAGACAUUCCUCAGAGAGAGCAGCACCAUUUCUGAUCUUGGAUCGCUGGCAUCGUCGACUUGGCCUAUAAAUCACACGCUUCCCUGUCAAAGGAGCCCAAAUAGACUCUCAAACUUUCCCCUUGAUCAGAACGUCAUUAGGUCCUUUCAACUUGUCACACUUGAGCUCCACUGUGCCUCGAAAACUACUGCGAAACAAGAGUUGGGCCAGACCAUCUGAUCCAUUCUUCUCCAUCGCCCAAAUCUCCUCUAUCUCUCGCUCUUUCUUCACCUCUCAUUGUCACCUCUUCUCUACAGAUCCACAGCGCUAUAGAUUCCAUUCUUCAGCAUGCUCUUCUCUCACAUCCUCACUGCCGCCUCGGUGGCUUGCACCGUCCAAGCUGGACUUUUGCGUUUCAGACAGAGUGCUUCAGUACCCAAUUGUGCGGUCAAUUGUCUGAAUGACGCAGCGACGAGGUCUGGAUCGCAAUGCAGUUCCUCCAACGUGACAUGCCUUUGCUUUGACCCCAUGGUAUCGGGAUAUCUCUUGAGCUGCCUGGGAGGGUCUUGUCCCACCGCCGAAGCCAAUGAAGGACAGCAAUAUUUCCGCGACCAAUGUGAGGCCGGACAGGCCUUCACCGCGACUUCGUCAAGUGGAAGCUCGACAUCGUCCUCCCUCGCCUCAUUCAUGAGCACUGCUGCCUCUACCACGGAAACGGACACUGCCGCUUCUACAUCAAGCACUGUGACUAGCUCUGAAUCCGCUUCUGCCUCUACAAGCUCUAGCACUACCAGCAAUGCGCCCUCGACAAGCCGAUCCGAGGUCAUCGUGACUUCCACUUCUACCGCUAGCAACACUCCACCUACAACACUCGCUCAAGUGACUUCACAAACGCAGUCCACCGAAGCCACGACGGUAGUCACCGUGAUUCAGUCUGCGUCCGCUUCAAAUUCCCCCGCAACGACUAGUAUCGCCAGUAACACCGGCUCCGCCAUUCCUAACAGCUUUGUUCAUCAGGGUGUCGCCGCAGUAGUCGGAAUCGCAGGCGCUCUCCUGUUCUCAGUGUAGGGCCUAAAAGAAUUACACGUGGGCCAGGUCGAUGGACACUUUUACGACCCUUUUACAACAGUAUUCACGCAGAAGAAGUCCCUUAUGUCAGCGCAUUUUGACGAGAUGAACGAAGUAUAAUGAUAGUGUGCAUGCAUGCCGGGUGGCUUGACCAAACAAUGCAU